ACCCAAAAACCUCUCAAAGGUGGAACUCGCUUAUUCAAUAAGGAAUACGAUAGUAUCUUUCUUUCAAACUCACCUUCAAUAAUGUUUUCAGGUACUGAUUUUCUCCUCAAACCCAUUUUCCUCCGCGGGUUUUCUGGCUCUUUACACUUACUUUUGUUAUUUGUGUUAUUAGUCACGUUUGUUUUUAAGAAACUUAGUGUGGGUGGUAGUGAAGAUAUUAAACAGAGGUUUGAUAAUACCAAGAGGGCAUUGUGUUACAAACUCGCUCUGUUCUGUUGUCUGGGCGUUUCGGUGUCCAGUUUUGUCUGGUGCUUAUUGAGCUACUUCUAUUGGUAUAGGAGUGGUUGGUCUGAUGAUGAAAUAGUUACCCUUUCGGAUUUCGCGCUUAGAGCAAUCUCUUGGGGUGCACUUUCUGUCUAUUUGCAUACCCAAUUUUUUAUUUUACCUGAUAUUAAGUUCCUAUUUCUAUUGAGAGUUUGGUGGGGCGUUUAUUUUUCAAUUUCUUGUUAUUGUCUUGUCGUGGACAUUUUUCUUUAUGGAAAACAUGAACAUGUGUCCUCCCAAGUUCACUAUUUAGUAUCAGAUGCAGUCUCUGUCUUCACUGGUUUGUUUCUUUGUUUUGUGGGGUUCUUGAAAAUUAAGGGUGAAUAUACACUUCUUGAAGAACCUCUAUUAGAUGGUAAUAAUUUAGAUUCAACCAAGUCUAGGGGAGGUGAUUUUGUAACUCCUUACUCAAAUGCUGGUAUUUUCAGCUUUCUUACCUUCUCUUGGAUGGGUUCCCUAAUUGCUGUUGGUAAUAAGAAAUCCAUAGACAUUGAAGAUGUUCCUCAACUUCAUAGUGUGGAUAGUGCAGUUGGGUCUUUUCCAGUUUUCAAAAAUAAACUCGAGUCAUAUAGUGGUGCCACUAGUGGAGUUACUACAUUUAAGCUUGUGAAGGCACUGUUCUCAUCAGUUUGGAAAGAAAUUCUGUAUACAGCUUUUCUUGCGCUGCUGUACACAGCGGCUUCCUAUGUCGGUCCAUACCUUAUAGAUGCGUUUGUUCAAUGCCUCAAUGGGCGAGGGCAGUAUAAAAAUCAGGGAUAUAUUUUAGCUUCUGCCUUUUUUAUUGGGAAGGUUGUAGAGUGCCUCUCACAGAGGCACUGGUUCUUUUGGUUGCAGCGAAUUGGAAUUAGGAUGCGCUCAGUACUUAUGGCUAUGAUCUACAACAAAGGCUUAACCAUUUCAUGCCAGUCAAAGCAAGGCCACACUAGUGGGGAGAUCAUCAAUUUUAUGACAGUUGAUGCAGGGCGAAUUGGUGACUUUAGCGGGUACAUGCAUGAUCCUUGGCUGGUAAUCAUCCAAGUUAGUUUGGCCUUAUUUAUAUUGUAUAAAAAUCUUGGGCUUGCAGCAGUUGCAGCUUUGCUUGCAACUAUUAUUGUCAUGUUGUUGAACUAUCCAUUAGGGAGACUACAGGAGAGAUUUCAGGAGAAGUUAAUGGAAUCUAAAGACAAAAGAAUGAAAGCAACAUCUGAGAUAUUAAGGAAUAUGAGAAUCCUGAAGCUGCAGGCAUGGGAAAUGAAGUUUUUGUCUAAGAUUAUUGAGCUCCGAAACACUGAGACAGGAUGGUUGAAGAAAUUUGUUUACACUUCAGCAAUUGUCGGUUUUGUCUUCUGGGCUGCUCCUACUUUAGUGUCUGUGUCCACUUUUGGUACUUGUGUGCUUUUGGGAAUCCCACUUGAGUCAGGGAAAAUCUUGUCCGCACUUGCCACAUUUAGGAUUCUUCAGCAGCCAAUCUAUAAUCUUCCUGACACAAUUUCUAUGAUGGUUCAAACCAAGGUUUCCCUCGACAGAAUUGCAUCUUUCCUACGUCUCGAUGACUUGCAGUCUGAUGUUAUAGAGAAGAUUCCUAGAGGUAGUUCUGACACAGCAGUAGAAAUAGGUGAUGGGAAUUUCUCGUGGGACUUGUCUUCUCCAAAUCCAACCCUAAAAGACAUUAAUUUUAAAGUUUUCCAUGGUAUGAGGGUUGCUGUAUGUGGUACUGUGGAUCAGGGUAAGUCGAGCUUACCUGUCCUUUGCAUUUUGGAGAGCGUGCCCAAGAUAUACUUGAAGUUAUGUGGAAAAAGGUGCCUAUGUGUUGCUCAUGUUCCGGCCUUGGAACCAAAAGAAGUGCAAGAAUUGAAAGUUGAGAACCCAUCAUUUUUGGCACGAGUAUGGACAAAGAAAGGUAUGAAAAGGAUAUUGGAGGCAUGUUCGCUGAAGAAGGACUUGGAAAUCCUCCAUUCUUGCAGGCCCGCGGUAUCAAUCUGCAGUGGUUGACAGAAACAGAGAAUGACGAUAGCACGAGCUCUUCUAACCAAGAUGUGACGUAUCUAUCUAUUUGAGCGAUCCUGUAAGGCUCACGUUCAAUUGCAAUUGCAGAAGUUUUGCUUGGCCUGUUGAGUUCAAAAAACUGUUAUUUAUGUUACUCAUCAAGUUGAAUUCUUACCAGUUGCUGAUUUAAUAUUGGUGAUGAAAGAUGGAAGGAUCACACAGGCUGGGAAGUACGAUGACAUUCUCAAUUCAGGGUCUGAUUUUAUGGAACUUGUUAGUGCACAUAAGACAGCUUUAUCUGUACUUGAUUCCAAACAGGCAGGGUUGACUUCUGGAAAUGAAAGUAUCAGCCAGGAUGUUGAUGGCAUGAGCAUUACCAAUGGAGUUCUAUCGAAAGAAGAAAAUAAAGAUGUACAAAAUGGUAAAGCUGGACCCAAACGACAGCUUGUUCAAGAAGAAGAGAGAGAAAAAGGUAAAGUUGGAUUCCAUGUAUACUGGAAAUAUCUGACAACUGCAUAUGGAGGAGCCGUGGUGCCCUUUUUUUUGCUGGCACAGAUUCUCUUUCAGGUCCUCCAAAUUGGUAGCAACUAUUGGAUGGCUUGGGCAACUCCGUUGUCAAAGGAUGUGGAACCUGUUGUUAGUGGGUUCAAAUUAAUAAUCGUCUAUGUAGCUUUGGCUGUUGGAAGUUCUGCCAUCCUUGCCAGAGCGGACCAGUUUUUGUAACAGCUGGGUACCAAGACAGCAACUAUGCUAUUUAAUAAAAUGCAUUUUUGCAUUUUCCGUGCUCCCAUGUCCUUCUUUGAUGCAACUCCGAGUGGGCGAAUCCUAAACAGAGCUUCUACAGACCAAAGUGCAGUGGAUAUGCAAAUUCCAAAUCAAGUUGCAUCUGUUGCAUUCUCAAUGAUCCGGCUUCUGGGAACCAUUGCAGUGAUGUCUCAGGUAGCUUGGCAAGUUUUUAUUAUCUUUAUCCCUGCAAUCGCUGCCUGCAUCUGGUACCAGCAAUACUAUCUCCCAUCUGCAAGAGAGCUUUCACGAUUGGUUGGAGUGUGUAAAGCCCCAGUUAUCCAACAUUUCGCCGAAACAAUUUCAGGAUCGACAACUGUCAGAAGCUUUGAUCACCAAUCAAGAUUCCAAGAAACAAAUAUGAAAUUGACGGAUGCAUAUUUUCGGCCGGAUUUUCAUAGUGCUGGGGCAACAGAAUGGCUUUGCUUCCGCUUGGAUAUUUUCUCUUUGUUUUUCUUAAUCUCUUUUCCGGAGGGAAUUAAUCCAGCCAUUGCCGGUUUAGCUGUGACAUAUGGACUCAAUCUAAACGCGCUGCAAGCUACGGUGAUAUGGAAUAUUUGCAAUCUAGAAAAUAAAAUCAUAUCAGUAGAGAGAAUACUCCAAUACAUGUCUACUCCUAGUGAGCCUCCUCUUGUAGUAGAUGAAAACCGGCCAGACCCUUCUUGGCCAUCACAUGGAGAAGUAGAUAUUUGUAAUUUGCAGGUUCGGUAUACCCCUCAUAUGCCACUCGUGUUUCAUAUGCCACUCGUGUUGCAAGGUCUCACAUGUACUUUCCCAGGAGGGAAGAAAACUGGUAUUGUGGGGAGAACAGGCAGUGGUAAAUCAACUCUCAUCCAAACAAUUUUCCGGAUUGUUGAACCUGCAGCUGGUCAGAUUGUGAUAGAUGGCAUCAAUAUCUCAUUGAUUGGUUUGCAUGACUUGCGAUCAAGAAUAAGCAUUAUUCCUCAGGAUCCUACCAUGUUCGAAGGGACUGUACGGAGUAACCUGGACCCUCUUGAAGAGUACACAGAUGAUCAAAUUUGGGAGGCUCUUGAUAAGUGCCAACUUGGAGAUGAGGUUAGGAAGAAGGAGGAAAAGCUAGAUUCAACAGUCACUGAGAAUGGAGAGAACUGAUAUGGGUCAAAGGCAG
Molecule: messenger RNA, 4201 nt
Organism: Jatropha curcas
Lineage: Eukaryota; Viridiplantae; Streptophyta; Magnoliopsida; Malpighiales; Euphorbiaceae
Source: RefSeq, a predicted model, not a curated record